AUGUUUUUUUUUUCUUUUAUUAUUAUUUUUUUGCUUCUUUUUUACUCCAUGCGAAAUGUAUGCAUUUGCUUUGUGUGUGUGUGUGUGUGUGUGUGGAAUUAUGUGUGGUGCAUUUUGUUAAGACUUUUUUUUUGUUGGUGUUUUUUUAGUUUUUUUUUUUUUUUUAGCUGGGAGCUUUUGGUCAGUUCCAUUGGAUACUUGAGACGUAUGGCGUUUUCUAGUGGUCGUUCUUCCUCAACCGAUUCCUCUUCCUCCUCAUUGCUGUACCGUCUUGGGGAGGAAGGGGAGGCGGAGACCCUCGCCCCACAUUUUGAGCUCACAACGAUUAUGCACGAGCUGGAAGAGCCCAUUCUUUCCAUGGACUCCCAGUGCGAUGUCAUGGCAUUGCUGGGAGAGAAGGGUCGACUGGUGGUGCGAGACACGGUGCAGGACAUUAAACCUCUUACUGCGGCCAUUCGCAAUCCGUACCGGGUGUUUCUUGACCCCACGGGCUCACACACACUCGUCGCUGCUACGGAUGGAGAGAUGUAUUACUUUUCCUCGCGACAGCGCAAAGUGUCGGGCCAUUUUUUAUUGCAGCAUCGCGCUGGAGCACGGGAUGGAGCAAUGACGGUAACCUCGGCGCCACUUCUGACGACGAGCAACAACGUUGCCGAAUGUGUCUGCUGGCUGCCUGUUAAAAAAACGAAGGAACCAAAUCUUACGACAACGAAAGUGCAUUGUCUUGUAGGCACAAAACUUGGAGGUUUUGUUUUUGAGGUGAAAAUAGAUGUAGGUGGAGAUGGUGCUGUUAAGGCUUCAUGUCGGCAAUGUUUGCAACUACCCGCGGGUGAAUUUCAGAGCCCAUUGGCCUCCAUUCAAGUUGAGCGUGUAAAUAGUCUGUGGCUAAUUUUUUUCUCUACGGCCGCGCGAUUGUACCGUGCGGAGGGUGAAGCGUCUUGCCCGAUAGAUUUAAUUGAGAAGGUGGCAAAAGAGCCUGAGAUACUGCAUAUCCGUGAGUCCAGCGCUACCUCCGACGUAUCAGCGCGGGGCGCCGUUGUGUUGUACCAACCUGGUGUGGGCAUGCCGGCACAAUCCUACGCAUGGACCAGUACAUCGGGUAUUGUGCAUGGUUUGAUGAACCGUUCUAUCCAUCAUGAUCUUUCAAAGAGUGAGGCUGCCAUCUUCGGGUGGAGCGGUGCGACUGCGGUGGUGAACGAGCAACUUCUUGCACUGACAAAAGUAAAGCAACCUCCGCAUGAUGCAGGGGCUUUUUCUUCUUCCUCUUCAAGUAGUCAUGCGCUUCCACAGACAAAAAUGCCGAUGGAAUUGGCACUUACGGCGUUUCACAUGAUUCUGCUUUACAAUGACCGUCUUGUUGUGUUGAAUCACCCUGCAGGUCUCACAUGGCGAGGCUCGUCCUCAACGUUACACGGGGACUGCCCGUAUGCAUGUGAAAUAGAGGAACGCAUACGAUUUGACCCCUUUCGCGCCACGAGGAAACUUCCGGAGUUGCGUGGAAUCGUGCGAGACACGGCGGCACGCAAGAUUUACAUUUUUGGAAAAAAUAUUUUGUGGGAGCUUCAGGUGGAACAAGAACAUCGACAGCAGUGGUGGUUGUUUUUGUAUCGAGCAGUGAACCGCAAUGAGUCACUCCCAUUAAGAAAGCGUUUUUUCCAAGCCGCAUACAAUAUUAGCAAAUAUCGUGCGUCCAGCAAAAAUAUUGUUCAGUUACUUCGGGGUAAAUUUCUUCUUCAGAUUGGAGCCAUUCAAUACGCAACGGAUAUUUUGGCCGACUGCGAUCGCUUUGAAGACAUUUACGACCUUCUGGUCUCUCUAGGCAAUUACAAGGUAUUGCAACUCUACGUGGAGAAGCGAUACAAACUUUUGUCCAAAUAUGCUUUGGAUACACCUGUAAUGCAGACCCAACUGGCAUGUCUUUUUGCCCUUAUUUUGAUGCAACGGCUGAACGGCAUUACACGAAGUGAGGUGAGUGAGAAAACGAGUGUGGAAGCAACCGCGAGUCUAAAUACAUUCAUUGAACAGACUAUAAAAGAAAAACCCGCCUUGUUUAAAAGGCGUUCAUAUAAUGAUCUUAUCGCCCGCCUGUUGGAAGGACAAGGACAGCCCGAACUUGCUCUUUGCUUUGCAGAGAAGAUCAAAAAGGCCCACUAUCUCCUUACGUAUUAUGUUUCGCAUGGGAAUUACAUCCAGGCGGCCGAUGUUCUUUCAACGCUCGCACGGCGAACGGAGACACUUGAACUGUGGUACGAAUUUUCUCCUGUUCUCAUGAAAAAAUGCCCGAUUCGACUCACCACCGCCAUGCUGCGUGUCGGGACACGCGACUCACAGGGAGGGGCGUAUAUGCUGCUACAACUGGAACGACUCAUUCCGAUUUUUAUUCAGUACUCCCCAGAGAUGAACGAGGACCCAGGCAAUGGGGAACACCAAGUUAUCAUCUUCUUGGAACGCUGCAUCAACAAAUUUGACUGUGUGUCGACUGUUGUGCAUGAUUACUACUUGAGUCUUCUUGCGCAACAUGAUGGUGAGCGAUUGGAGGAAUUUCUUGAGUCGUCUCUUUUUUAUAGUGUUGAUUUUGCGUUGCGACGAUGUUUGGAGGCCCGCAGAUACCGGCAAUGUGUCGGACUUUAUCGUCGGUUACACCUCUAUGAAGAUGCCAUACGCACGGCUUUAGAAUGUUCUGAUCCGACACAUGGCACGGACGAGGAGUGGCCCGCCCUACGUGUUGCAAAAGAUGUCCUUCGAUCCCUUCCUAACAGUAUGGAAUCGUCAAAAGUAAAGAAACUUUGGCUUAUUGUGGCACAGUCUGUGUUAGAGAAGGGCAACGCCCGCAUGGCACUUAGUGUCGUGGAGGAUUCUGGCGGUGUACUGAAGCUUGAGGAUAUUCUUGGGGACAUUAGUGAUAGUUUGGUUGUACAAGAAUUUAAGGACUCCAUAUGUAAGAGUCUGGACGCCUAUACAUCCUCCAUUGCAGCGUUGCGGGAUCAACAACUCGAGGCAAGUCAAAUAUCCGAAAAUCUAAAGCAGGAAAUUGCCCAAUUACAGGAUCGGUUUGGAUACAUUACGGCUCGGCAACGAUGCAUGUUGUGUCACCGUCUCCUGUUACGAGGUUCUGCACCAUAUUUUAUUUAUCCCGAUUGCCAGCAUGCGGUACAUGAGGCCUGUGCCGUCUCAAAGCUGGAGGAAAUUGGCGGUCUGGAGGCUUUCCUUGCAGAUGAGGGUUUGCCAAGACAAUUUCUGGAGGGUGUGACUUCUACGAGUGACCUGGCACAAAUGGAAUGUGUUCUUUGCGGCGAGGCGUCUAUAAUUGAAAUUGACAUUCCCCUAUUUGUCGAGGACCACUCGUGGUCCGUGGAGUAG
Trypanosoma cruzi is the source of this 3360-nucleotide messenger RNA. RefSeq lists its product as uncharacterized. The transcript has a single exon. Bases 1 to 3360 code for a protein of 1119 amino acids. The record is from RefSeq and is a predicted model, not a curated record. Lineage: Eukaryota; Euglenozoa; Kinetoplastea; Trypanosomatida; Trypanosomatidae. Gene Ontology annotation, cellular component: endosome; HOPS complex. Gene Ontology annotation, biological process: vesicle-mediated transport; intracellular protein transport; organelle fusion. Gene Ontology annotation, molecular function: protein-macromolecule adaptor activity.